Rhodotorula graminis WP1 is the source of this 779-nucleotide messenger RNA. RefSeq lists its product as uncharacterized. NCBI's taxonomy places the organism in Eukaryota, Fungi, Basidiomycota, Microbotryomycetes, Sporidiobolales, Sporidiobolaceae. The record is from RefSeq and is a predicted model, not a curated record. The coding region runs from base 177 to 602 and encodes 141 amino acids. The transcript is spliced from 3 exons.
GCACGCCCGCAGAGCUGAGGCCUGAGGCUACAGCGCAAGCAGCUGAGCGUGUCGGAGGCUACGAAGAGCUGUGCGGGCGAGCAGUAGAGCUUGCGCCCUCGUCUCGUCGUCGGCCCCACUCGGCUCGACCUCUCUCCGCAUCUCUCGCCUUGUGCACCAGCUCGAGCACCUGUGCGAUGACUCAAGACGCCCUCAGCAGCUCAUAUGCACGCCCUGCACCCAACUCUGGCCUCAGCACACCUCGAGCACCCCCAGUUACCUGCCCAGUACCGCCAGAUACUACGUCUCGCGCCACUCCAGCUUCUGCAACGUGCGAGCCGGUCGCAUCCAGCUCGCGAGAAGCGGACGAGGCGUGCGAGUCGAGCGGCGAGCGGGUUUCGGCGUACGGCGGCACGGUGGACGAUAGCGCGAUGAUCGGGCGGGACUCGGCUGGGGACGACGGUCAGAGUGAGCGGCGGGACCAAGCUGCUGGACCGUCCUCCUCCAGCGCCGCCGUCGCCGCUCCUCCACCCCCACCGCCCGACAAAGCGCUCGACCCGACGCACCACCGCCCGAGCGCGCCUCGGCUCCACGAGCGCAACUUUGGCGCGCUCGGCAGUUGAGCGGCGGCAGGGAGGGCACAAGGAGGUCCUGCUGGACGAGAGGAGAAUUGCCGGGACGAGACGCAGAACGAGGAGCGUCGAGGAGAAGGAGGAGGAGCACGGCAGUGGGCAGGUCGUCUCUGCGAGCCGCGGCGGAGCAGUACUUGCCGGUCCUGCAUCGUUUUACAAGGCUCGGUU